AGGACAGGUCGGAGAAACUGAAGAUGCACCUGAGAACUCAGAGACGAAGGGAGAUGAAGGUGGUCCCGCCUAGACAACGGCCACUUUCCAUCUUCGUUCUUAGCCCUACCUUUUCGGGGUAUCUUACACAAAGAGCUGAUAUCUUUUGGGGUUUUAGAUCUACCACAAAGCCGCUCUACAACCCGGCCUUGGAUGCAACCCCAUCACGCUCCGCUAUCCAUGCAGACGAGAUGUACAGAAACUACAGCUUGAGAUCUCCCUGUGACGCCCAGGAGCGUCAUCACUUCCACCUACACAUACGCCUUUAUCUGCUACCACUAUGCCACGCUUCGACUCCUCGCCAUACGUCCCCCAUGACGAGACGAGUAUGAAGCGAAACCACUGCGCCGCCUCGAUACCCCAUAUUCUUGCCAGACGUACCACCAGUCUCCGUGCCAGGAGAAAUGUUAGAUACUAUACCAACAACUACACUUUUACCUUGCCCUACUCUUUCUUUUUCUCCUUCUUCCUCGCCAAAUCUCUCGUCGUCGUUUUCUUGUCCUCUUCCGCCUUAUCGCAGUCCCAGUACGGCUACAAUCCUACAUAACGACGCGCCCUUUUUGUUAUCGACAGGUUCAGAACGCAAGACUUUGGUGGGAAAAGGCCAUGAUGUGGCAAGAGCAUCACAACGAAAACACCCCCAGCACGCUAUUCUUCUUCUCCUUCUACUUACCCCCGAGUGUGUCCGGCAAGAAAUUAUCGUCUUGGUUCUCGGCUUUGAUACGCAAAUAAGAAGUCUUGUUGUAAUGGGACCACCGGAUGCUGGUUGAUGGUUCCGUGGGGAGGGGGUUUUUUUUUGGUUGCAAUAGGAGGGGAAAGGGGGAAGAGGAAGAGCAGGAGUCAUGGAUGGGUGAGUGUCGUGGGUGGUGGUGAUAGUUACCCUAGGGGAUGUGAAGGAAUGAAUUAUGGAUUAAAGAAUUUUUACGCCUUAUGCCCAAAGGGUUGUUGCUGUUGUGUUUGUUAUGAAAGGGAGUUUUAGUUCGGGAGCAUUUGUUCGGGCGUUUUUUGUAUCUGUUUCUUCCUUGUCUUUUUUUUCUCUUUGAUCGUUUUGGCAACCAACGUUCAACUGUCCCCUUUCCCUGUUAUUGCUACCAAGUAGUCGGUCAUGCUUCUUUUGUUAUCUCUAUCAUAGAAGAGUAAAGGGAGAUCAUGCAUAGCGAUCAUGGCGUUGGGUGCUGUAAAUAGGAUCAAUUUAUCAUGCGAUUAAGAG
Molecule: messenger RNA, 1249 nt
Organism: Bipolaris maydis ATCC 48331
Lineage: Eukaryota; Fungi; Ascomycota; Dothideomycetes; Pleosporales; Pleosporaceae
Source: RefSeq, a predicted model, not a curated record